CGAUUCGUGAAUUAUCUUUCCCAUUCAAAACAACAAACAAAACGAAAACGAAGCAGAAACAAACAGGGACAGAGAAAGAAAUAUUCAGCUCAGCUUUAGCCGAGCCAAAUGGACUUAUGGCAGAAAGCGCGCACCUUUGCGGAGGAAGCGGCACGGCGGUCGCAGGAGCUGACGAAGGAAGCUGCGAAGCGAUCAUCUGAGCUGACAGUUGGCUCCUCGAAGCUUUCGGACAUUGUAUCGGAAGCGUCGAAGCGGUCAAAGGAGAUCGUGGCCGGGGCUUCAAAGAGAGCCGAGCAGAUCAGAAUUGAAGCCGUCAAACGAGCCGACCAGAUCAAGUCUCUUGCUGAAAACAUCGCUCCUCAGGGUGUGCUCGCGUCACAGCAGCAACAGGAGGAGGACCUGGAGAAGUUUGGAAUCACUGAAGAGUUGAGAGAGUUCGUUAAGGGAAUUACUAUUGACACCUUUGAGGAUUUUCCGUUAGAAGAUGAUUUAGAGAUGUCUGAUGUCCCCACUGAAUCAAAUGUUCAGAAGGAUCUUAAUGAAUGGCAAGAAAAACAUGCUACUCUUGUUCUUUCCAAGGUUAAGGAAAUAUCAAAGUUAAGAUAUGAGUUGUGCCCACGUGCUAUGAAAGAGAGGAAGUUUUGGAGGAUCUAUUUUAUUCUAGUUAACAACCAUGUGGCAGCCUAUGAGAAGCUGUACAUGGAACAUGUUAAGCUCAAAUCUAAAGAAGAGGUAAAGGAUGAUAGAGUGGAAGAAAGUUCAAAGGUUGAAAUAAUUCCUAUAUCAGGGGCAAAGGAAUCAAAUGAGCUGCAGCAUAAGGCUUCAACAGCAUCUACUAGGGAAGAAGACUUGGACAUUUUUCUCCUGGGUGGAGACAGUGAUGAAGGCCCAGGUUUGUCAGAUGAUGGUGAUGAAGUAUUUGAUGAUGACUUUGACAGGAUGGCGGAUAGUUCAGAUGAUGAGAAAGAGAAGUCUGAAAAGAUCAGUGAAGUGGCUAAGACAUGAUCAUUGCUGCACAGGUUCUAAAGAAUGGGAAAAUUGCCACGAUGAUGAAUGGAAUCAAUGUUUGUCCUCUUUUUCCCUUGCCUUUUUCUUUCAAAUCCUUAAUAUUUGUUUUCUAUCUUCCUUUUUCCUUUCUCUUUUUUCCUUUCUGGGGUGGGGAGCCUGAGCCAUCUCUCUAUGUAAAGAAAGUUAUUUAUUCUUUUACUCUUCUCAGUUGUAGUAAUCCUUAAUGUAAAUUUCAGUCAGUUUACUUAGUGCCAA
Mangifera indica (mango) is the source of this 1263-nucleotide messenger RNA. RefSeq lists its product as uncharacterized. The record is from RefSeq and is a predicted model, not a curated record. The transcript is spliced from 6 exons. Lineage: Eukaryota; Viridiplantae; Streptophyta; Magnoliopsida; Sapindales; Anacardiaceae. Bases 109 to 1005 code for a protein of 298 amino acids.